CACGUAAAUAGAAUGUAAAACAAUGAUUUCAUUUUUAUAUGUUUUAGGUAAUUGUGAAUGGCAAAAGCUCGAAGCCUCAUAGCCAGCCUUCCAAAAAGAGAAAAUUCAAUAGCAGUAUCAAUGAAUUUAUGUAUAAUUCAAGGGAUGCAAUUCCUAGAAAAGAUCAUUUUACAAGAAACUCCUCAAAAGCCAAGACAAGUCAUUACAGUGGAGCUGUUUCAGUUGAUGAAAGUGUCUCUGGUAUGCAAGACACUUCAAUGAAAUCCUUACGAAAGGAUGAUGAUUUGGACAAUGCAGUGGGAAGCCUUUCAGAGCCAAGAAGGAGCUCAAGGCAAAGAAGAGAGGUGUAUGGAACAUUGAAUGAGAAACUGUUGGUUUGGAAUAAAGGGAAGGGAAGCAAAUCUGAGGAUGGAAAAGAGGACACAGACCGAUCGAUGUACGAUUUUGUAAAGCAAAGGAAGCGAAAUGACACUGAGCAGGACGAAAAUGAUGAAGAAGAAGGUGAUGAGGAAGAUGACAGUGAAGAUGACGAAGAAGAUGAUGAUGACGACGAUGAGACUGAAGAGCAGGAGGAAGAUCAGGGCAGUCAAGAAAGACCAUACUCAUUUAGAGAGCGACGGCCAACAACCAGGAGAUACUGUGCACCACCUAUAGCAGUAAAAUCAAGAAGAAGCGAGGCACUUUACAAUGCUGUACCACAUAGCCCUAUGCAUAAACGAAGGCAUCGCAAAAUGCCACAGCACGGAGGUAGCCACAAGCGAAAACACUAUGGCUCAUCUACCUCGUCAUCGUCAGGCGAUUCAGACGACGAGCAUCGCUUUGAAAGACGAAAGGCCAAGAGCAUGGCGAAAGCGAGGGCACGCUGCCUUCCAAUGAAUUUCAACCCAGGAGACAUCUUCGGUGUUUUAAAGGAUAGGGAAAGAGCCAAAGAACGGCAACCAAUCGGAUCUAGUCUUGCUGAUGUCGAUCCUAUGAGCAUAGAUAAAGGGGUGACUUUUGAAAGCGUCGGUGGACUUGACAAACACAUACAGUCUCUGAAAGAGAUGAUUGUUUUUCCACUUCUCUAUCCUGAAGUUUUUGAGAAAUUCAAAAUAGCACCUCCAAGAGGCGUUCUCUUCUACGGACCUCCAGGAACUGGAAAAACAUUGGUUGCUCGAGCAUUAGCCAAUGAAUGUAGCAGUGAAGGUCACAAGGUUGCAUUUUUCAUGCGAAAAGGCGCUGAUUGCCUUAGUAAAUGGGUUGGCGAAUCAGAGAGGCAACUGAGGUUGCUUUUUGAUCAGGCAUACUCAAUGCGGCCAUCUAUAAUCUUUUUUGAUGAGAUCGACGGCUUGGCACCCGUGCGUUCAACGCGGCAAGAUCAAAUCCAUAGUUCUAUAGUCUCGACUCUGCUCGCUCUAAUGGACGGGCUUGAUUCGCGCGGUGAAGUCGUAGUCAUUGGAGCAACCAACAGAAUCGACUCCAUAGACCCGGCUCUUCGAAGACCUGGUAGAUUCGACAGAGAAUUCCUGUUUACAUUGCCGAACAGAGUGGCUCGCAGAACAAUUUUAGAGAUUCACACCAGAGAAUGGCAACCCAAAUUGUCCAAAAAUUUCGUCAAUGAACUGGGUGAUCUUUGUGUUGGUUACUGCGGGGCAGAUAUCAAAGCUCUUUGCACUGAAGCCGCCCUUGUUGCAUUGAGGCGUAGAUACCCUCAAAUUUAUGGAACAAACAAAAAGCUAGUUCUCGACAUUGACAACAUCCGGAUUACGCUCAAAGAUUUCCAGAAUGCAAUGGGAAAAGUCGUCCCGGCCUCGCAGCGAUCAGUUGUCUCUCCAGCAAGGUCACGGACGAUAAUGAAGCCAUUGCUAGAAUCGACGCUGGAAAGUGUAUUACGCAAAAUCCGAGCCUUUUUUCCUCCUGCUAACCCGGUCAACGAUGCAAACUCGACUUGUUCCUCGUCCAAGAAUCAGGGAAUGCCUUUCAACCUUGACGUAGACACAUCAGAUGAAGAUGAAAGCGACCUUCCAAGCAUUUACGAGCCAUUAUCAUACGGGCGAUCAACACGAGCGACACAAAGAGCCAGUUCCCCUCAGAUUGAGAAUAGGAAUUUUGUAGAUAUUAUCGAAAGAUCGCAGAUGAGAAAACUAUCUCAUCGUGCAAGGUUUCUUAUCACAGCUAAUGAGGGUAUGGGCCAAUCAACGCACCUUGCUCCAGCUAUAUUGUACAGUAUGGAGCACCUGAAGGUUUAUGUCCUCGAUUUGCCUUCUCUUUUUGGCGUGUCUGCGAGAGUCCCUGAAGAGGCUUGUGCCCAAAUUUUUACCGAAGCAAGAAGAACUGCACCAUGCGUCAUCUAUCUACCCCACAUCGAAACCUGGUGGAGUUCAAUAAGCGACACUUGCAGAGCGACUUUCCUCACACUCCUCGAUGAUUUCCCAGCAUCAUUGCCCGUGAUCUUGCUGUCUACAAGUAACUGCACGUUCGCAAAACUACCAAGCAGGGUUAGAGACCUGUUCUCCCCACUAUAUGAAGAGAUUUUCGAAGUAGCUGAACCUACGGACGAAAAGCGGCGUUUAUUUUUCAAUGAUUUGCUGCUCAAGAGUGCAAUGGAACCAACUUUACAGCAGAGGCCUUCAAAGCCUCGUAGACCGUUGGAGAUUUUGCCAGUCGCUGCACCUCCUCCAAAGCGACAGCUGUCAGAUCAAGAACUCAAAAACCUGCGAGAAAUGGAGGAGAAUACUCUUCGCGAGCUUCGAUUGUUUUUACGUCAGAUUGCAUGGAAACUUAUGGCUGACAGGAAAUUUAAGGAGUUUAUGAAACCAGUAGAUUUAGAAGAGGUCCCUGAUUAUUACGAGGUGAUCAAGGAGCCCAUGAAUCUCUCAACGAUCAUGACCAAGAUAAACGCACACAAGUAUGUUUCAUGUGCUCAAUUCCUAAAAGACGUCGAUCUGAUUACAAACAAUUGUUUGGAGUACAACCCGGACCGGGAUACCUACGACCGACUACUGCGAAACCGCGCUUGUGAGCUGAGGGACACGGCCCAUGCCAUGAUCUGCGCUGACCUUGAUCCAGAGUUUGAAAAAAUGUGCGAAGAUAUUCACGAAUCCAGACAAAAACGAAAUGAAUCUGAGGAGAUAUUUGCUCCUUCGUAUAUUCGCGUGCUUCAGAAGAACGCUCUGCCUCUUCGAGCCACCUCCGCAGCAGCAUCCGGCAAAUUCACUGGUUCAGAGGCUGGUGAUGAACAGAAAACUUCAGCCGAUGCAAUUCAAGGCUCUAAGGAUCCUAAGAAGAAACACGAUAACAUUACCCCUGAAAAACCGACCCGCCAGAGUCGAAGGCUGAGGGGGGAGGAGUCAGUGGACAUUCCAUCGUUUUCUACACCUAUUGAGAAAAUUAUACGCUCGCCUGAUGGUAGAAGACGCAGAGGCCGAAAGUCGGACAGCAGCAAAAGUCACGAUGAAUUAGAUUCUUCCGAUGCGAAACCAGCUGACGAUGAGAGCAAAAUCGAAGGUUUGGAGGAAAACUGUAUUGAUGCAGAUAAAAUUGAUGGAGUUGAAAAACUUGAUGAGUCGAUGGAAGCUGAAGAUGGCACUGUGAAGGAGGAGAAAGACGCAAGUCGUGUCCGUGCGCCUGGCGAAGAGAAAUGCCCCGAAGAAGAAUCGUUUGUGAUUUUAAAGCGGGUGGAAGAUGCAAAUAGUGAAGAAAAAAAGGGGUUGCCGAAAGGAGUUGAGCAGAAUCAUGUUAUUGGGGAGCAUUCAACGUUGGAAAAUGAAAACGAAAAUGGGGCUGAACUACCUGCAAAUGUUUAUGGGAAUGCGAUGACGUCAUCUACGCCAAACCCAAGUGACAGCAUGCCGAUUGCAGAGAACCAUCCAAAAAUUCAGUUUGGCAAUAAUCGUGAAAUGGAGGAACAGAAUAGCAUUUUGGAGCAAGAUAUUCAAAGCCAAAAGGAAGCCUUGGAAAAUCUUCUCGAUCGCCUUGUUGAAGCUACUGACUCUGCAAAUAUCAGCUUCCUGGAGAAAACAUACUUUAGCGUCAACAAUCUGAUUUAUAGGAGCAGGAAGAACCCAGACAGAUCUGUGUUGCUAGCCGAGCUCGAUCGUUUCAUUAAGAAACUUGCUGCCGAAAGAUAAUGAAACAGGACAUGUUGAAAAUAUUUUUGUAUCUACUUAAUUUAAGAUUUUCUUGUGACAAUUUUCUAUUGGUGAUGUUUCAAUCAUCGGCCGUUUUUAAAUGAUUUUAUUCGCUCAUCACCCAGUGUUAUACUAUAAGUAUUUUGAUAAUAUAAGGCUCUGUUGCACCAUUAAUUUUCAAGUCCACGUUGCUGCUAAAUUACCUUCAACAAAAGAUUUAUGUAAACAUAUAGACAAGCAUCUUUGGCACUCUCGAUAUGAUGUAUUAAUUUUUGUAAUUCUAUUAAUGAUUCUCGUCACAUCCGCUCUUGAGAAUCUUUCCACUGCCAAAGCCUUUAUCUUUUUUUAACCCUGAAGAUAUCGAAGAGACUCCUAACUUUAAGUUGCAUUUAAACGCCUAGAUAUAAACUAUGCUAUCGGUCAAAUCGUUCUCAAUUCUCAUUUUUCUUUCCAAGCGUCUCCUUCUUUAAGUUCAAACCACUUGGAACUGCAGCUGCUGGUUGUUUUCCCAAAGUGACCCAAUUUCUUUCGUCUAGCGUUAAUUUAUACGUUACCAAUUAUGCCAAGGAAACAUUUCUCCAGUUUCCAGUUAUAUGUUGUUCCUCACAUUUAAAUCCGCUUUCUGACCACUGCUCAAAACAUCUUUCUGUAUACUUCUUUCUCAUCGUCUAAUUUCUAUUAAAGGGGGCCAUUGUUAUCCUUGAACAUUCAAGCUAAUCGCAGUGUCAACAGUGAAGCGACUGAAGAAGUCCUUAAAAUUUCGGAAGACCAUUUUAACAGUCAGUGAAUCUUUUAGAAACUAGUUGAAUGUAGAAUUCUGCUUUAGGUUCAUUUAACGCGGUUUGUAGCUUUUUUCCAAUGCCUUUUUGCGAGUGGCCUCCGUUUAAUUAUAAGAACCUAUAUUUUUCGAAAGGUUUUCAGUAAAUCAUAAAAGCUCGACUUGGAUUAUUCCCUUCAUAAGCUAGAACGUGAAGUAAGAUAAAUUUUUCCAAGUUGGAGUGUGAUUACUAUAUGUUAAAUAUAAUGGUCUGUUUGGUGCCCUGACCUCCAUGUUGAUUUAUAUUGCAUAGGUUUGUCCAGCAAUAAUAUUGGCUGCUUCUGCAGCUAUAAGGAUGAAAAUUUUGUAUAAGUCUUUAAAAGAAAGCUGUUAAAUGUGCUCUGUUGUUUAAUAUGAAGAUUGAAGUUUAAAUGUUUCUUACGUUUAUCAAAAUGAUGUAUAAAUAAAACAUUAUUUCAUAAAGUUCCUAUUUGAAAAA
Molecule: messenger RNA, 5365 nt
Organism: Rhopilema esculentum
Lineage: Eukaryota; Metazoa; Cnidaria; Scyphozoa; Rhizostomeae; Rhizostomatidae
Source: RefSeq, a predicted model, not a curated record